AUGUGCCAGGAAAGUGAAAGGCGUGCUCUACUUCAGCUUAAGCAAGGCCUUGUGGACGAGUUUAAUGUUCUUGCCUCUUGGGGAAGCAAGAAAGAUUGUUGCGAGUGGAGAGGAAUAGCAUGCAACAACCAAACAGGUCAUGUCAUCACUCUAAAUCUCUCUAAUAAUUCUUCUGAUGAUUACAUUGAUGCUGAAACUUCUUUAAGAGGUGAAAUUGAUCAUUCACUACUUGAAUUGCGAUAUCUAAAUUACUUGGACCUCAGUUUUAAUGAUUUUGGAGGAAUUAUGAUUCUCAAGUUCAUUGGCUCUUUGACUCGAUUGAAAGAACUCAAACUUGCAAGAGCUAAUUUUAGUGGACAUGUUCCUUCCCAACUUGGAAACCUCUCUAAUUUGCACACUCUUGAUCUUGAAGGCAACUCUGAUGUGAGCUUUGAAAGUCUCGAGUGGUUAUCUCAUCUUUCUUCCUUGAGAUACCUUCACAUUUCUGAUAUAGAUUUGUCUGGGAAUAGAAAUUGGCCACAAUCUUUAAGCAAGCUGACUUCAGUGAUAGAGCUUCAGUUAUUUGAGUGUGAUCUCAGUGUCAAUCUAAGAUCACUUUCCUCUAUCAAUUCUUCAGCCUCUUUCCAAGCCCUUGACCUCUCUUUUAAUUCUCUUAAUUCUUCAAUAUUUUAUUGGAUAGCCAAUGUUAGCAGCAGCAACCUUGUCCAUAUUGGUUUGAGGGAAAAUGACUUACAAGGUCCCAUCCCAGAUGUUUUCACAAACAUGGCUUCUCUAAAAUUUCUUGACCUGUCUGAAAACCAACUUGAAGGUGGAAUACCAAAAUUCUUUCAAAGCUUACGCAGCUUAGAGUCCUUGCAUUUAGAGUGGAACCAAUUCUCUCAAAACAUUGAGGAGUCUAUAAAGAUCUUGUCUUGUGCUGAUAAUACACUCAUGGACUUGGACUUGAGCCAAAACCGAUUUUGGGGUUCAUUAGGGCUAGAUUUAACAAGUUUUACAGAGUUAAAAUUUUUAUCUCUUUCCCAAAAUCUGCUAAAUGGUUCUCUACCAGAGAGUAUAGGGCAACUUUCUAGCCUUGAAUCCUUGGAUGUUUCUGAUAAUUCGGCUUUGUCUAUCAAUCUGAGCUCAAAUUGGAAUCCACCAUUUCAACUUAAUGAUUUAUACAUGUCCUCUUGCAAAGUGGGCCCAGCUUUCCCCAAAUGGAUUCAAACGCAGAGAAAUCUUACUAAUCUUCAUAUCAACAAUGCUGGAUUAAUAUUGGACUCGUUGCCUGAGAAGUUCUUGGAUCAAUUUUCUGGCUUAGAGGACCUAGAUCUUUCCCUGAACCAUAUCCAUGGCAAAUUGCCGAAUUUUUCCACAAGCUUGUUGAAAUAUGUUAACUUGUCUUCUAAUCUGUUUUCUGGUGCAUUGCCAUCAUUCCCUCCAACAAUCCAAUAUUUGAUCCUCUCGGAAAACAAGCUUUCUGGACCCCUGAGUUCCUUAUGUGCAACACAGGCUCCAAAUUUCUUCCUUCUCGACCUUUCUGUAAACCUAUUGUCAGGGGAACUUCCUAAUUGCUGGAUGCAAUUUCCGGCAUUAGAGUUGCUGAAUUUAGGAAAGAAUAAAUUUUCUGGGAAACUACCAAUCUCGUUAGGCAAUUUACAAUUAUUGUGGAUAUUGCGUUUACAUGCUAGCAUUGACAUUUCAAGCAAUCACUUGGUUGGGGAUAUUCCUGAAAAUAUAACAAGCAUGCUAAAGUUGAAUUCUCUAAACCUCUCAAGAAACAAUUUGACAGGGAAGGUUCUUGAAAAGUUUGGUAACCUGAACAGGUUAGAAUCUCUUGAUUUGUCAAGACGCCAGAUAUCUGGGAGAAUUCCUUCAAGUUUUUCGAGCUUAAACUUUCUUAGUGUCUUGGACUUAUCAUACAACCAUUUGUCUGGAAGAAUUCCACUAGGCACUCAACUUCAGUCUUUUAAUGCUUCUGCCUAUAUGGGAAAUAGUGGACUUUGCGGACCACCACUUACACAACAAUGCCCUGGAGAUGGAACAACACAAAAUCCUGGAGUCACUACUGGUACUGAAUAUGAUGAUGAUGGUAUCAUAAGCAUGGGAUUCUUUGUCAGUACAGUGCUUGGAUUCGCCACUGGAUUUUGGAAAGUUCCUGCGCACUACUAG
This is a messenger RNA of Rosa rugosa (rugosa rose), 2151 nucleotides long. Its product is annotated as receptor-like protein EIX2. Gene Ontology annotation, molecular function: protein binding. The transcript is spliced from 4 exons. The record is from RefSeq and is a predicted model, not a curated record. NCBI's taxonomy places the organism in Eukaryota, Viridiplantae, Streptophyta, Magnoliopsida, Rosales, Rosaceae. The coding region runs from base 1 to 2151 and encodes 716 amino acids.